CGUGCGUCACGUGCGCACUGACCAUUUGACCAGCUCGCCUCGGUGCGCUUAUUGCGGUAAAUAACAUCUCUGUGUUUUUAUGGUCUAUUCUCUACUGCGUUUCUUUCAUGUCCUGACUGUUUACUCUCUGGUUUAUGACUGGGAAAAGCGUGGCGUUAGAAAGGCGCCCCCAUCAUGCCGCUUUUUCAGCAUCUCCAUCAGUCACAUGAGCGCAGGACCUCGGGUCUGAUUUAAGAAGGGGGAUGAACAGCACUCCGCCUGGAUUACGGUUGCUCAGGCCUCCAACAGUGAUAGGCCAGUUCCACACACUGUUUUUCGGCUCUGUGCGUACGUUUUUCCUUGGGGUCCUUGGAUUCGCUGUCUAUGGCAAUGAGGCUUUGCACUUCAGCUGUAUCCCAUACAGAAGGGAACUAAACCUUUACUGUUACAACCAGUUCAGGCCUAUAACACCUCAGGUGUUUUGGGCAUUGCAGCUUGUCACUGUCUUAGUACCUGGAGCUGUUUUCCAUCUUUAUGCUGCAUGUAAAAACAUAGACCAAGAGCAGAUUCUUCAACGGCCGGUGUCCACAGUCUUCUACAUCAUCUCUGUCCUAUUGAGAAUCAUUUUGGAAGUAUUAGCAUUUUGGCUUCAACGUCAUCUCUUUGGUUUCCUGGUUAAUCCUAUUUACAUGUGCGAUGCCAGUGCCAUAGGGAAGAUAUUCAACAUCACAAAGUGUAUGGUCCCUGAACACUUUGAGAAGACCAUCUUCCUCAGUGCAAUGUAUACUUUCACCAUCAUCACAAUACUCCUCUGCAUCGCUGAAGUUUUUGAGAUCCUAUUUCGAAGACUAGGUUAUUUAAACCAGCCAACGACUUGAGAAUGUUAAAGGGAUCGUUCAGGCAAAAAAUAAAAUCCUGUCAUUAUUUAUUCACCCUCAUGUUGUUCUAAACCUGCAUGAGUUUUUUGAUAAAUGAUGGUAAGCACACACUUGAGGGUACUUAUUGACUUCCAUAGCAUUUGUUUUUCCUACUGUAGAAGUCAACUGUGUGGUUACCAUCAUUUAUCAAAAUAUCUUCUUUGUGUUUAACAUAAUGAACUCAUACAGGUUUUAAACAACAUUAAGAUGAGUAAAUGAAUUUUUUGGGUGAACUAUCCCUUUAAGUCUUUUGAGUGAUGCUUCCCCAGUGUUUUUUAUUGAGUCUCUGAAUGACAAAAAGGACAUAAACACAUACCUCUACAUUUUCUGUUCGGAUCAUUUGCUGUUCCUUUUUGAUAUGUUUUAAACAAAGCUGUCAAAUCAUUUCAAUGGCUAUAUCUGAAUAUUUUAAGUCUAGAGGGUCCACCUCCCUAGCAAUGGAAACCAUAAAGUAUAUUUAGUUUUUAAAGGUGCAGUGUGUAAAUAAUAUAGCGGCAUCUAGUGGUGAGGUUGCGAAUUGCAACCAACGGCUCAGUCCACUGCUCACCCCUCGCUUUUGAAACACAUAGAGAAGCUACGGUAGCCGCCACCGGACAAACAUGUCAUCGUCUGAGACAACUUAGUAAAAAAAGUUUGUACGUUAAGGGCUUUUGUAGAAACAUGGUGGCACAAAAUGGCGACUUCCAUGUAAGGGGACCCUCAGUGUAUGUAGAAAAAAAGGUCUCAUUCUAAGGUAAUAAACACAUAACAGUUCAUUAUGAAAGGUCUUUAUACACCCCUGAUAAU
Messenger RNA from Misgurnus anguillicaudatus (oriental weatherfish), 1682 nucleotides. NCBI's taxonomy places the organism in Eukaryota, Metazoa, Chordata, Actinopteri, Cypriniformes, Cobitidae. The record is from RefSeq and is a predicted model, not a curated record.